UACCCAAUAUACCAAAUCGUUCCCCUUUUUCACUGUCUCCGCACAGGCUUCCGCCGCAGGCUUCAGCUACUCCGGACAGCAUACACCAUGGCCACCGCCGGCAAAAAGACGAAGAAGACCCAUGAGAGCAUCAAUAACAGGUUGGCUUUGGUGAUGAAGAGUGGAAAAUACACUCUUGGUUACAAAACUGUUCUCAAGACUCUCAGGAGCUCUAAGGGGAAGCUGAUUUUGAUCUCAAAUAAUUGCCCCCCAUUGAGGAAAUCUGAGAUUGAGUACUAUGCUAUGCUUGCUAAGGUUGGAGUUCAUCACUACAAUGGAAACAAUGUUGAUCUUGGAACUGCAUGCGGCAAGUAUUUUCGGGUAUCCUGUCUUAGCAUCGUUGACCCUGGUGAUUCGGAUAUCAUCAAGUCUCUGCCCGGGGAUCAUUAAUUCUGUUGUUUGAUGGCACCAUGAGAUCAGAAUGAGUGAUGUUAAGGCUUUUGUUGAGAGGAUUUUAUUUUAUCGCUUAUUUCCCUGAAUUAGAAAUAUUAUUUUUAAAAGUUUCAUGUAAUAGAUCCAUAUAUCUCUCAGUUUUGUGUUAGCUGCCAUCGACCUUGAGUUUGAGAUUGGAUAAUAGAAUUAAUCUUCUAGUUUUACCUAUGAGCACUGAAUUGGUCA
Molecule: messenger RNA, 657 nt
Organism: Coffea eugenioides
Lineage: Eukaryota; Viridiplantae; Streptophyta; Magnoliopsida; Gentianales; Rubiaceae
Product: 60S ribosomal protein L30
Exons: 5
Coding region: 88-429 (113 amino acids)
Cellular component (GO): cytosolic large ribosomal subunit
Molecular function (GO): structural constituent of ribosome; RNA binding
Source: RefSeq, a predicted model, not a curated record